Penicillium macrosclerotiorum is the source of this 1179-nucleotide messenger RNA. RefSeq lists its product as uncharacterized. Lineage: Eukaryota; Fungi; Ascomycota; Eurotiomycetes; Eurotiales; Aspergillaceae. Gene Ontology annotation, molecular function: O-methyltransferase activity. The coding region runs from base 1 to 1179 and encodes 392 amino acids. The transcript has 4 exons. The record is from RefSeq and is a predicted model, not a curated record.
AUGUCAAACACGGCUGAUCUGACUGCGACCUUGACAUCUGUUCUGUCUAACCUCCCGCCCCCGGAGAAGAUUCAAGAUGCCGAGCGUAUGCAGCUCUAUGGAAUAAUAAGUCAGCUCCAAGCGGCUUUAGAGCCACCUCAGGUGGCGAUUCAGAGGUUUUGCUUCUCGCACUAUGGUAUUGUUGUUAUUCGGGUCGCUCAAGGCAUGGGAAUUUUCGACGCAUUUAGUCAAUCCAAAAAUGCGGAGAUGACUUUAAAUGAACUUUCUUUGCAAACUAAAGGCGAUGAAGUGCUUUUAAAACGUGUCAUGCGGUUCCUUUGCUCCCACCAGAUCUUCCAAGAAACUGAAAACCAGACAUAUCGGCCAUUACCAUUGGGAAUGGCAUUCGGAUCGGUAGCUGGAGAUAUGAUCAAACACUUCCAUACAAAUAUGCAGGUCACCGCGAAGUUAUUCGACUAUUUCGAGUCUAAAGGAUAUAAGAAUCCAGAGAAUUCCGAGGAUGCACCUUUCCAAUUCGCCUACAACACUAGCGAUCAUUAUUUCAAGUGGCUUCAAAAACAUCCUGCUGCCCAACAGUCUUUCAAUACGGUGAUGACGACGAGUCAAAGCCAUCGUGGCGAAGAUUGGUUCAAAAUCUAUCCAGUGACAGAAAAGCUCAAUGUUUCGCCGGAUCAAAUCUUGCUCGUUGAUAUUGGUGGAGGCGUGGGUCAUGACCUUAUCGCUUUCAAGAAGCAGUUCCCGGAACUACCGGGCAAACUUGCUCUCCAAGACCUUCCACAAGUGAUUGAUACAAUCAAAGAGCCCCUGUCAGGUGACAUUUGCGUAACUCCGCAUGAUAUGUUCAAGCCCCAGCCGAUUCGGGGUGCUAAGGCGUAUUACAUGCGAACAGUGUUACAUGAUUUUCCGGAUAAGCAAGCCCUGGAAGCCCUUGCUCAUAUUCGUGAAGCUAUGGCGGAGGACUCUGUUCUGUUGAUACAUGAACACACGCUUCCGGAAGGAUCCAAUAUUCCACCUCUAGCAGCAACACUUGAUCUGCAUAUGAUGGAGAUAUUUUCAUCCCUGGAACGGACUGAAGAGCAAUGGACUAAUUUGCUCAAGAAAGCAGGAUUCCGGACAGUCCAUGUCUGGAAAGCUCCCCCGGGUGGUCAAUCCAGUGCUGUGUUUGAAGCUACUUUGUAA